Messenger RNA from Apiotrichum porosum, 1626 nucleotides. RefSeq names its product inosine-5'-monophosphate dehydrogenase (gene IMD1). The transcript is spliced from 5 exons. Gene Ontology annotation, cellular component: cytoplasm. NCBI's taxonomy places the organism in Eukaryota, Fungi, Basidiomycota, Tremellomycetes, Trichosporonales, Trichosporonaceae. Bases 1 to 1626 code for a protein of 541 amino acids. The record is from RefSeq and is a predicted model, not a curated record. Gene Ontology annotation, molecular function: IMP dehydrogenase activity. Gene Ontology annotation, biological process: GTP biosynthetic process.
AUGUCUGCUAACGGCACCACCACCCCUGCUCGCUCGGCUGAGCCCCUCAACGCCGCCGAUGCCGUGGCCUACCUGAACGAGUACAAGCGCGGUGACGGCCUCAGCCUCUCCGAGCUCAUGGACUCGCGCAAGAACGGUGGUCUCACUUACAACGACUUCCUCAUGCUCCCCGGCCACAUCAACUUUGCCGCGCACGAGGUCUCGCUCCAGGUCCGCGUCACCCGCAACAUUCUCCUGAACGCUCCUUUCCUCUCGUCGCCCAUGGACACUGUUACCGAGGACCGCAUGGCCAUCGCCAUGGCCCUCCACGGUGGUCUCGGCAUUAUCCACCACAACUGCACUGCUGAGGAGCAGGCCGCCAUGGUCCGCAAGGUCAAGAAGUACGAGAACGGUUUUAUCUCGGACCCCGUCUGCCUCGGCCCUGACGCGGUUGUCGGCGAUGUCCUGAGCGUCAAGGAGCGCCUCGGCUUCUGCGGUGUCCCCAUCACCGCUACCGGCAAGAUUGGCGGCAAGUUCCUUGGUCUCGUCACUGGCCGUGACGUCCAGUUCUGCAAGGCCGACCUCCCCCUCAAGGAUGUCAUGACCACCGACGUUGUCACUGGCAACGCCGGCCUUACCCUCGAGCAGGCCAACACCAUCAUCCGCGAGUCCAAGAAGGGCAAGCUCCCCAUCCUCGACGCCGCCGGCAACCUCGUCUCGCUCGUCGCCCGUUCCGACCUGCUCAAGAACCAGAACUUCCCCCUCGCCUCCAAGGUCCCUUCGUCCAAGCAGCUCUACUGCGGUGCCGCCAUCGGCACCCGCCCCGGAGACCGUGACCGUCUCGCCCUCCUUGUCGAGGCUGGUCUCGACGUUGUCGUCCUCGACUCGUCGCAGGGUAACUCGAUGUACAUGAUCGAGUUUAUCCAGUGGAUCAAGAAGACCUUCCCCGGUCUCGAGGUCAUUGCCGGCAACGUCGUCACCCGCGAGCAGGCCGCUCAGCUCAUCGUCGCCGGCGCCGACGGUCUCCGUAUCGGUAUGGGCUCGGGCUCGAUCUGUAUCACCCAGGAGGUCAUGGCCGUCGGUCGUCCCCAGGGUACUGCCGUCCACGCCGUUUCCGAGUUUGCCUCGCGCUUUGGUGUCCCCACCAUUGCCGACGGCGGUAUCGGCAACAUUGGCCACAUUGCCAAGGCCCUCUCGCUCGGUGCCUCGGCCGUCAUGAUGGGCGGUAUGCUCGCCGGUACCACCGAGUCGCCCGGAGAGUACUUCUACCACGAGGGCAAGCGCGUCAAGCUUUACCGCGGCAUGGGCUCGAUCGAGGCCAUGGAGCACACCCAGAAGCCCGGCUCCAAGCCCAACACUGCCGCCAACAACGCCGCCACUGCCCGCUACUUCUCCGAGGGCGACACCGUCAAGGUCGCCCAGGGUGUCUCGGGUGACGUCGCCGACAAGGGCUCCGUCCACAAGUUUGCUCCUUACCUCUACACUGGUCUCCAGCACUCGCUCCAGGACUCGGGUGUCCGUUCCGUCACCGCCCUCCAGGAGGGAUGCCGCGACGGCUCGGUCCGCUUCGAGCUCCGUACCGCCUCGGCCCAGCUCGAGGGUGGUGUCCACGGCCUCAACUCGUACACCAAGCGUCUCUUCGCUUAA